ACCAUUGAUCCAAUCCUAAAAAAAUAAAAUAAAAAAACUCAUCGCAAUAAGGAAUCAGAACUUGUAUCAAAGAAAAGUAGGGAAGAAUGGUUGGAAAGGCAAUACUAAUAUUAAUUAUAACGAUUCUCCUUGUGGUAGUGCAAGCGGAUGAUGAUCAUCAUCACCUGUCUCCUUCCUAUCCACCUGCAGCUCCCUACCCUCUCUUCUCUUCCGUCGAUAAAAUAAAUCCAGAAUGCGUUAAACGAUGCGAAAUACAUUGUUUGGCAGUCCCUGAACGCCUUUCGCCACUCUGUGUUCAAUUUUUAACGGUAAUAAAAUGUUGGCGGCACCCAAAACGCGAUCUCUCGGCUGCCAUCAAAGCCUGUGUUCUUCGUUGCUUGCCGCCGACAGCUGAAUAUCGACUUUCAGUCCCAGCUGGUGGGAAAAGUUUUGAAGCAUUUGCUGCUACUUGCUACAACAAGUGCAAAGGCGAAUAUUAGUAUAGUUUCCCAUUAAUACGAACCAAUUAAUGUGUAAAUAUAGUUACAACACUGCCUAG
Molecule: messenger RNA, 538 nt
Organism: Alnus glutinosa
Lineage: Eukaryota; Viridiplantae; Streptophyta; Magnoliopsida; Fagales; Betulaceae
Exons: 2
Coding region: 87-479 (130 amino acids)
Source: RefSeq, a predicted model, not a curated record